Messenger RNA from Arabis nemorensis, 207 nucleotides. The record is from the annotation of a GenBank genome assembly. NCBI's taxonomy places the organism in Eukaryota, Viridiplantae, Streptophyta, Magnoliopsida, Brassicales, Brassicaceae.
AUGUUGAAACGGAUUAUGCAUUGUGAAGUAUGUGACAAACCAGGUCAUAAUUCUCGAUUCCAUAAGAAUGAUAAGAAUACUCAAGCUUCUCAAGCUUCUCAAGGGCAAGCUUCUCAAGGCGAAGCUUCUCAAGGCCAAGCUUCUCAAGCUCAAAAGGAAAAAAAGAAGAGUACUAAAGGGAAAGCUUCUCAAGGCGAAGCUUCUUAA